Linum tenue is the source of this 1397-nucleotide messenger RNA. The record is from the annotation of a GenBank genome assembly. NCBI's taxonomy places the organism in Eukaryota, Viridiplantae, Streptophyta, Magnoliopsida, Malpighiales, Linaceae.
AUUGUCAAUUUUUUUUCUGGAGCGACGGACGACCAAGAACCGCAGUCCAACUCUUCAACCGACGAACGGCCAGGUAAGAGGGAAGAGGGAGGACGAGCCCAGCCCCGCGACGGUCGCCUGCAAGGACAUCGGCGAGAGAGUUCCAGGCUGUCAAGGCUGUCAUUGAUGUCUUCAAGGGAAAGGCGCAAGAUGAUCGCUGCAAUUGGCACAUUUUGGAACCUUAUAGUAAUAUAUGGAAAAUGGUGGGACUUUCGCUGGGGGAGAAGCAUUUCAUUAAGGGGGGCAUCGAUCAGAACAUCCGUAGUGAUGGCCGGAAGAGAGACUAUUACAGGCCGAUUUUUGUCGAAACUGGUGUAAUUCCUCAGGCAAAUGGCUCUGCUCGUGUUCGAAUGGGGGCAACUGAAGUUAUUGCCAGUGUGAAGGCAGAGCUCGGAAAGCCAAGUGCUUUGCACCCUGACAAAGGCAAAGUCGCCAUAUUCGUUGAUUGUAGUGCUGUUGCUGAACCGACAUUCGAGGGAAGAGGGGGCGAGGAGUUAUCGGCUGAACUCUCUGUUGCCCUUGAGCGCUGCCUCUUAGGUGGCACAAGUGGGACAGGUGCAGGAAUCGAUUUGACUUCCUUGAUUGUAGCAGAAGGAAAGAUUUGUUGGGAUCUGUAUAUCGACAGCCUUGUCAUUAGUUCUGAUGGGAAUCUACUUGAUGCCUUAGGUGCUUCCAUUAAGGCCGCCUUGGCUAAUACCGCCAUCCCGAAAGUCAACAUCUCAGCUGCUGCAUCAGCAGAUGAACAGCCGGAGGUGGACAUAAGCGACGAAGAGUUUCUACAAUUUGAUACUUCUGCAGUCCCUGUAAUAAUCACGCUAACACAGGUAGGGAGGCACUAUAUUGUGGACGCAACAUCAGAGGAGGAAUCCCACAUGAGCUCUGCGGUUUCCAUUUCCGUCAAUCGUAAAGGGCACAUUUGCGGGUUGACCAAGCGAGGAGGUGAAGGCCUUGAUCCCAGCGUUGUUUCUGAUAUGAUUUCGGUUGCUCAACACUUGAGCGAACUGCUGAUGAGCAGAUUGGAUUCUGAAAUCUCAGCAGCAGAGGCCGAAAUUGGAGACGACGAAGAAUCGUGAUGCUGACGAUUACUGCAGGUCGGGCGUUUUUGUUGUAUUUGAAAAUGAGGGCUUUGGCUUUGGAGAAAAACAUUUGGAUUUUUAUGGAUUUAUUGAUUAUAGAUUUAAAGAGUUUAUUGUUUGCAACUUUGCUGAAAUUAUAUAUUUAUGAUGAAUUUGUUGCGAACAUUUAUUGCCAUGAUAGAUUUUCUGUCCUUCUACCAAAUUCCAACAUAUGUAGAGUACACUGUAUGAAUUUGAUAAAAAAAGAUUGAAUCUGUGGUCGGAUGUGACAUAAGGAUUGUG